Molecule: messenger RNA, 1425 nt
Organism: Pecten maximus
Lineage: Eukaryota; Metazoa; Mollusca; Bivalvia; Pectinida; Pectinidae
Product: transcription factor HES-1-B-like
Exons: 3
Coding region: 136-708 (190 amino acids)
Biological process (GO): regulation of transcription by RNA polymerase II; anterior/posterior pattern specification; regulation of neurogenesis
Cellular component (GO): nucleus
Molecular function (GO): protein dimerization activity; RNA polymerase II cis-regulatory region sequence-specific DNA binding; DNA-binding transcription factor activity, RNA polymerase II-specific
Source: RefSeq, a predicted model, not a curated record
CAAACAUACCAUCAGAUCUGACAUGAGACAUCUGAGUAGGCCUAUAUAUCAGUGGAUAGACUGAAGCCAGAGCAUUUUAAAUUUUAUCUUCGUACCGCAAACACCUUACUUGGAUUAACACUGAAUAUCAACAAAAUGUCGUUACAAAACAUGGAGUGUGGUCAUACAACUAAAGAAAAGAAAGCUUCCCUUCGAAAGAGCAACAAGCCAAUCAUGGAAAAGAAAAGGAGGGCAAGAAUCAACAGUUGUUUAUCCCAACUGAAGACAUUGGUGCUUGAAGCUAUGCGAAAAGAUAGUUCUCAAUAUUCUAAAUUGGAGAAAGCCGACAUAUUGGAAAUGACAGUGAAGCAUCUUAGGAAUCUUCAAAGGCAGCAGAUGUCAACAGCUUUAGCUUCAGACCCCAAUGUUGUGUCAAAAUACCGUGCAGGAUUUAAAGAAUGCGCGGGAGAAGUUGUGAAGUACUUAAAUACAUCACAGAGCGUCAAUGAUGACAUGCGCUCUAGAAUCAUGAACCAUUUAUCUGGAGUCGUCCCAUCUGUGAAUACACAUGCUCAGUCUCAACAUUCAACAGCAGCAACAACAACAUGUGACACCAGUACAACUAACACCUGUGUCACAACCUCAGGUGGUUCAUCCUCAGCCACAGCAUCAGACCAUGCAGCCACUAAGUGUUCAGAUUCCUACACAACAGCACGCGCAGAACAAUAGCUUCAGUAGCAAUAGUAGUACCAGCAGCUUUAGCAUGACAUCCUCACCUGUGAAACAGAACACGUGUCUGCUUAUGCCUGGUAGCGUGUCCCAACAACAACCCAACCAACAACAGCACGUGCUGAAUCAAUCAUCUCCUACAUUCGUGAACAUUGCUACUCCAGUUAACACGGACAAUAAAACACAACUUUCUGGUUCCUUUCAAAUUCUUCCAGGGAACCUUUACAAUGGUCCUGUGGCGGUUUAUGUUGGACCCGUAAAUGACAAUCAGAGUUCAUCGUCAACCACAGCUCUCCCAGUGUUCACAGUACAGGUGCCAUCACAGCAAUCUAACACAUCAUCUCCAACCAAAAAUAAGGAAAAUGUUUACUCUAAAGACAAUCAGGAAUAUUCCUUAAUGUCAAAACAGGAACAAUUAUUAAACAUGGGACAUGUCGAUUGCCACGACUCAAACGUGUACAACGAAAGGUUAUGGAGGCCUUGGUGAACCAUGGUGUGUUGUGAAUGAAACUUGAUGUAUAAUGCUAUGACUAACUCAGGGCUUACCAAAGUGCUUCCAUAGGACGUUAUGUGAGAGACUUGUGUGAUAAUCGAGGAACUAUUCCAAACAUUACUGGGAAUAGCUACUAUAUCUGAUACUAGUGCUAUUCUUUAUUGUUCUACUUGUUGAAUUUUGAAUAUUUUUAUUCCAUUUAUUAAAUUUGUUAUUUAAAUGAU